Brassica oleracea var. oleracea is the source of this 1533-nucleotide messenger RNA. RefSeq lists its product as uncharacterized. The transcript has a single exon. Lineage: Eukaryota; Viridiplantae; Streptophyta; Magnoliopsida; Brassicales; Brassicaceae. The coding region runs from base 1 to 1533 and encodes 510 amino acids. The record is from RefSeq and is a predicted model, not a curated record.
AUGGAAGGUAGAAAGUUCUCUGCUGCAGAGAAAGGUAAAGGCCCAGUCUUGGACCGCAACAAAGCACCUCGAACGGCUAGAGUCAGAGUGCAAGGACCGGCCAACGAUGACCUACUACACAAGCACUCUCUCACUAUCAUUGGCAGAGUAACCAAACCAUCCGUACAAAAGAUGUGGUCAUUAAUAGCCUUCUUUACAGAGCUUUGGAAGUCAGACGUCAGACCCAUUGGCUCAGACCUUGGACAAGGAAUGUUCCAAUUCCAGUUCCAAAAUGAAGCAGACCUACUGGCUGUUCUUGAAAAAAGACCAUACCACUUUGCUAAAUGGAUGGUGAUGGUGGAGCGAUGGGAACCGACAACAGAUCCUACAUUUCCAUCACUCAUACCAUUUUGGAUUAAAGUCCAAGGAAUCCCAAUACACCUAUGGACGGAGGAAACAGUUAAAAGCAUUGGAGAAGACAUAGGGAUUUAUGAAGAAGCUGAAAUCACUAACUUCUCAGUCCGGAUGAGAGUGCAGAUAAAUGGAAGAUUACCUCUCAUUAAGAAGACUACGAUAGAAUACCCUAACGGUGAUGAGGUCUUGGUACACCUGGUGUAUGAGAAACUUGAAAAACACUGCACUCAAUGCCACAAACUUGAUCAUGAAAGGGGAGACUGCUUACAAGCAAAGGCUCUGAAGCGAGAAAUGGAAGCAAGGAGUCAAGUGAAGGAUGAUGCUGACUCUUGUGCCCAGCCCGGGGUAAGAUAUGAGGUAGAACCAAAGCACAACACUCCCUUCCAGUUCCCAGCAUCAAGACCAAUGGAACUUGAAUCCAACCCGAGAUACCGAGCCUCAGUUGAUUCCCGCAGAGAUCAGGGGCAACGAUAUUUCGAGACCAGAAAACCUUCGCACACGACCAGAGAUAGAGCUUACAGAGACAGAAGCUGGGAGCACACAUCUAGCAGAACAGAAAGAUACCCAACCUACUCUCGAAGCAUAAGAGAAUAUCAUCCUUACAGAGAAAGAUCAUCUCGCCAGAUGAUGUACAAAGAAGUAGGUAGACGCCCUAACCCCGUCUCAGAUCUGCGACAACAAUUACUUGCCAAAGAUGAUCAACUUCCAGUAGAAGCACAUACUAACGCCUCUAGCAAUAAAAAGGAAACACCUAGGGCGCUUAUCUCGACUCAAGAAUUAUCUGCAAGGGGGAUUCCCCUUCAGAUGCGUCAAAACACACAGAUUGUGUUACGUGACAAUCAAGACUUCCCUCUGGAAGCACUUGAAGAAGCAAUGGGUGAAGUCAGAGAAGUUAUGAAUCAAUAUGUUGCAUGCCCCGAUCCAACAGAAAGCGCUGCAAGAAGAGAGAGAGUGCGUUUGGCAGAAGAACAAGGAGAAGUUGAAGAAACCGCUGAGAUGAUGCUCAGUGCCUCACUAGCAACACAAAGCAGAGCCCACAGCGAGAGAAUCUACCAGAAACAGAGGAAAGAAUCCCAGCAAAGCUCAGAAUUGGAACAAUCUCCUUCACAUCGCCAGAGUCUGGAGAAAGAGUCCCAGUAA